This is a messenger RNA of Hemicordylus capensis (graceful crag lizard), 2472 nucleotides long. It is a transcript of the gene CCN2, whose product is annotated as cellular communication network factor 2. NCBI's taxonomy places the organism in Eukaryota, Metazoa, Chordata, Lepidosauria, Squamata, Cordylidae. The record is from RefSeq and is a predicted model, not a curated record. The transcript has 5 exons. Gene Ontology annotation, cellular component: extracellular region; extracellular matrix. The coding region runs from base 316 to 1374 and encodes 352 amino acids. Gene Ontology annotation, molecular function: integrin binding; heparin binding. Gene Ontology annotation, biological process: cell adhesion; signal transduction.
CUGUUUGUGUAGGACUCCAUUCAGCCGAUUGGCGAGUCUUGGGCGCCUGGAGUGUAUAAAAGCCGCCGGGCUGCCUGCUUGAGACUCACUCAACAAUCGCUCUGCUUCCAAGACAGAGAAACUAAGAGAGAGAGAGACUCUGAAGGGACUUUUCAAGAGCCUGCCUUGCCGAGCCGAGAGACAGCGGCGACCCUCGCUAGCCCGCUUCCUUCUCCAGAAACUCCCCGCGACAAGGAGAUCCACUCGGCCCCGCAAAGCCAGCCCGACUUCCCGCAGCCUUUGCAGCGCCUCUUGCUCUGAACCAGCAGCCCGAUCAUGCUCGCAAGGAUGGGACUCAGCGGCUUCGGCUGGGCCCUGGCGCUCCUCCUCGCCCUCCUUAGCCGGGAGGUGGUCAGCCAAGACUGCAGCGGGCAAUGCCAGUGCGGAUCCACGACGCCUCCCGAGUGUCCUCCCGGAGUCAGCCUGGUGCAAGAUGGCUGUGGAUGCUGCCGGGUGUGCGCCAAGCAGCUGGGCGAGCUGUGCACCGAGCGGGACCCCUGCGACCCUCACAAGGGGCUCUUCUGCGACUUCGGCUCCCCGGCCAACCGCAAGAUCGGAGUGUGCACCGCAAGAGACGGUGCCCCCUGCGUGUUUGGAGGGAUGGUGUACAGGAGUGGCGAGUCCUUCCAGAGCAGCUGCAAAUACCAGUGCACAUGCUUGGACGGGGCAGUGGGCUGUGUGCCUCUCUGCAGCAUGGAUGUCCGCCUGCCUAGUCCUGACUGCCCUUACCCACGAAGGGUGAAGCUCCCUGGCAAAUGCUGCGAGGAAUGGGUGUGUGAUGAGCCCAAGGACAAAGAACAGACUGCUGUUGGACCUGCUCUUGCUGCUUACAGACUGGAAGACACCUAUGGUCCUGACCCAUCAAUGAUGCGUGCCAACUGCCUGGUCCAAACCACUGAAUGGAGUGCCUGCUCAAAGACUUGUGGAAUGGGCAUUUCUACCAGAGUCACCAAUGACAAUGCCUACUGCAGACUGGAGAAGCAAAGCAGACUUUGCAUGGUGAGACCUUGUGAAGCAGACCUGGAGGAGAGCAUCAAGAAGGGCAAAAAGUGCAUCCGUACUCCUAAGAUCUCCAAGCCUAUCAAGUUUGAGCUGUCCGGCUGCACCAGUGUAAAGACAUACCGAGCCAAGUUCUGUGGGGUCUGCACUGAUGGGCGUUGCUGCACCCCCCACAGAACAGCCACCCUGCCUGUGGAAUUCAAGUGUCCCGACGGCGAGGUCAUGAAGAAGAGGAUGAUGUUCAUCAAGACCUGCGCAUGCCACUACAACUGCCCUGGAGACAACGACAUCUUUGAGUCUGUGUACUACAGAAAGAUGUACGGAGACAUGGCAUAAAAGCCCAUAAAGAGACUUUUAAACUUGACUGUCAACUUGAACUGAUCGUUGCAUCUCAUUUUUGUAAAACAUGAUUCAAUAGCACAAGGUAUUUAAAUGUCUUUUAAAAACCGUACAGAACUGUUCCAGUGAUUUAAGACCAAACUGUUUACUGACCCCAAACAUUGAUUUGAAAGGAAGAAAAAAAAAUAAGAUGGACAGAGACAAGCUACAGCAAAGCUGUACCUCAGAACAGAGUAUACUGAUUAUGGGGGUGAUAUAUAGGGAUUACUUUAAGGGGACACGUGUGGACUCAAGCAGUGUUUUCAUUGUGUGGUCUCUCAUGUGCCGCCUAAUAGUGCAAUCAAAAAGGACCCUUAGCAAGGUUACUGACACUGUUUUUUGGUGACAGUAACAGCUGGACUGGAAACUCUCACCAGCAAUGUGCUAAGAAAUGGCGUUCUGUUAGCCAGAGCAGCCAUCAUUCUGCUUUGAAAUUCUGAUUCAAAUGGUUUGUUCAAACUGAAUCGGAAUCGUGUCUAUUAGACUGGACCGCUUGUGGCAGCACAUUUGCCUGUCACAAGUUUAUUUUUUUAAUUAAUGUAAAUAUUGUGUCUGUGUGUGUAUAUGUACAUAUAUAUAUAUUGUACAGUUAUCUAAGUUAAUUUAAAGUUUUAUUACCUUUGGGGUUAAUGCUUUGAUACAUCAGUGUUAGCCUCUUCUUUUUUUUAUGACUCAAGGCUUGUCUGAUUCAGUGCAUUCAACGCAUGGAAUAGAUUCCCUAAGGAACGUUCUGCUCAGCUAGUCUUAGGGGGAACUGAACUGAUGGCAAAUGCUUGGCAAACGCCAAAGAAGAGGCAUCGGUGUCCUUUAGAAGCAUUUCAUCAAAUGAAUGGCCAGGAAAAGGAAUAUGGUUGUUUCUGCCUUAAUUAACUUGGUCCGAAGUAAAACGAGUGGCUCAUUCAUACCUGAUCUAUUUUUCCACCUAGGAGCAUUUGUUUCUUUCUUUGACCAUGGCUGUUUUGGGAGACAGUUAAUUACCUAUUGAGAAGUGUGACCAAAAGUUACAUGUUUGCACCUUUCUAGUUGAAAAAUAAAGUAUUUUAUUUUUUAUAUAAA